Limulus polyphemus (Atlantic horseshoe crab) is the source of this 345-nucleotide messenger RNA. RefSeq names its product EF-hand domain-containing protein D2-like. Bases 1 to 345 code for a protein of 114 amino acids. The record is from RefSeq and is a predicted model, not a curated record. NCBI's taxonomy places the organism in Eukaryota, Metazoa, Arthropoda, Merostomata, Xiphosura, Limulidae. Gene Ontology annotation, molecular function: calcium ion binding. The transcript is spliced from 3 exons.
AUGAGGAGCUCGGUCCAGGAACUAACUACGUGUUUUGAUAAAGGCAGGGGCUUGAAAAACAGCUAUACAGGAGCUAAUAAAGCACCAUUAAAUCAGCCUCAUCACCCUUACCCAGAAUUUUCAGAGUUUAGUCCAGAACAGUGCGAAACGUUUGAGAAAUGGUUCCACGCGUACGACCGCGAUCGGGAUGGCUUUCUUGAUCUUCGGGAGUUGUCAGUGAUGUUAGUGAAGCUGGGAAUCCCUGCCACUCAGUGGAAUAUCAGCAGAAUCCUUAUAGCAGCUGACCAAGAUCGUGAUAUCAAAUUAAGCUUCCGGGAAAAUAUUAUUUACACUAGAGGGAGUUAG